AUGGCUCCUCUAAAUCAUUUAUGUUUGGUCAUUACAAUUUUCUUGUCUGUCUCUGCCCUUUCUCCUUCGCCAACAGUGGCUGUAAUUCCAAGAGUUCCAAGUCCAAAGGUUAAGAUUCCAUCUCCAGCGGCUUCAUCAAAACUAGUGGUACAAUUGUGCAGUGGCAAGUCAAUCAUGAACCGCAGGUUCUGCCUGAAAGCUCUUUCUAAUCCUCAAGCUGCAGCUGCUAGAGAUUGGAACCAGCUUACAAACGUUGUCAUGAAAUUAGCAGUGUCGAAUGCCGAAGCCACGCUGAAUGUAAUCAAAGAAACGGUGAAGAAGCCAGGAGGUUCAUCCCAGUCUUUGAAAGCUCUUCAAACUUGCUUGGAUGUCUACAAAUAUGCAAUCCAAUCAUUUGGAAUGAUUUUUACUGAACUGAGUGAAGAUCCCAUGACAGCAAACUAUGAUGCAACAGUUAUUGGUCCUGAAGCUGAUAAUUGUGAAAGAGCUCUGGCAACUGCAAACAUCCAAGCACCUCGAAUCUCUUCUGGAAAUCGCUGUUUGCAUUAUUAUUCUUCAAUGGGAGGUGAAAUAACAGCAAUUGUUGAAAUAACAGCAUUCCGCUGA
This is a messenger RNA of Durio zibethinus, 606 nucleotides long. RefSeq lists its product as uncharacterized. NCBI's taxonomy places the organism in Eukaryota, Viridiplantae, Streptophyta, Magnoliopsida, Malvales, Malvaceae. The record is from RefSeq and is a predicted model, not a curated record. Gene Ontology annotation, molecular function: enzyme inhibitor activity.